This is a messenger RNA of Arachis duranensis, 987 nucleotides long. RefSeq lists its product as uncharacterized. The record is from RefSeq and is a predicted model, not a curated record. The coding region runs from base 1 to 987 and encodes 328 amino acids. Lineage: Eukaryota; Viridiplantae; Streptophyta; Magnoliopsida; Fabales; Fabaceae. The transcript has 3 exons.
AUGGCUAGAAAUUUUUAUGAUAUGUUUAAUGAGGCAUUGUAUGGCAAAAGAAGACGGCAAGAUAACACACUCAUAGAUAAUUGGAUCGAUGAGUGUUUACUCGAAGAUUCAGAAGAAGAAGAUAUCGAUAGAAGCUCUAUCCCAACUACUCGUAGAUGGAUCAACAGAGAUAGAGAAGCAGGACAUGAUCGCCUUUUCCAAGAUUACUUUGCAGAUGAAUCGGUGUAUAAUGCUAACAUUUUCCGACGAAGAUUUCGAAUGAGAAGACAUGUGUUCCUUUGGAUAGUAGACGCUCUCUCAAAUGUCUAUCCGUAUUUUCAACAGAGUGUUGAUGCAACUGGAAGAAGAGACUUGUCGCCACUCCAAAAAUGUACCGCUGCGAUACGGAUAUUAGCAUAUGGCGUAGUAGCUGAUGUUGUUGAUGGUUAUGUGCGCAUAGGCAAAAGCACUACAAUUGAAUGCUUGGAAAAAUUUGUUGAAGGUGUCAUUUCGGUAUUCGAGGAUGAAUACUUGCGAAAAUCCAAUCCAAAUGACGUAGCAUUGACUGCAUGCAUUGGCAAUGAAAAAAUUGUCCAAAGGCGUGGAAAGGUAUUUUCUGGUUCAAAUAAUGAUAUCAAUGUGUUAGAUCGUUCUCCAGUGUUCGAUGAUAUUCUAAAUGACCGUGCUCCGGAGAUGGUAUUUAUCCUGAAUGGGCCACUUUUAUCAAAUCAAUCUCAAAGUCACAAGGGGGAGAAACGCAAGUUAUUUGCACAAUACCAAGAAGGGCAAAAAAAAGAUGUGGAGCGAGCAUUCGGAGUGUUGCAAGCAUGCUUUGCAAUUAUACGUGGUCCAGCUCGUUUUUGGGAAAAGAAGAAGCUUGCCAACAUAAUGAGAGCUUGUAUUAUAUUGCAUAAUAUGAUUGUUGAGGAUGAAAGAGACGCUUAUGCAGGAAAUUUUGCUCAAGACUUAGAGUAUGAUGAUGUCGAAAAUGGUUUAUCACAACCUUAA